UAGACAUUUCAGGGGUAAUGAGGUUGGCAUGGCUGUACCCGACUCUAUUUGCACUGCCAAAGCUGUAGGUGUCAGUGAGGAUUCUAAUAUAUAUGAACCUCACAUUGUUGCCAGCACUGUUACCCAUAUGCUUGGACAUAAUUUAGGCAUGAGUCAUGAUCAAGGAGAUGGAGCAGCUGAUUGUCAUUGUAGAGAUUGGUGGGGAUGUAUUAUGGCUCAAAAUAUACUAUUAAAAAUAAACAAGACGGAUGGACAGCCCUGUAUAGUAAAGUAAGUGAUGAUAGUACAAAUUUCCGACUUUUUUUCUCUAUUUUGUACUUUACUGUUACUACAGUAUAGUACUUAGUUUUCAUUAUUUUUGAAAUUUCACUAUUUUUUUUUAUUGGGAGGGUUAUUAUUUUUAUUAUUAACUAAUUUUAGUUUUGUUUUUUAACAGUAAGUGAAUGUAAUAUAGAGAGCAAGAGAUGAAGUUUUGUUUUG
Molecule: messenger RNA, 480 nt
Organism: Centruroides sculpturatus (bark scorpion)
Lineage: Eukaryota; Metazoa; Arthropoda; Arachnida; Scorpiones; Buthidae
Product: hemorrhagic metalloproteinase-disintegrin-like kaouthiagin
Exons: 4
Coding region: 29-274 (81 amino acids)
Biological process (GO): membrane protein ectodomain proteolysis
Molecular function (GO): metalloendopeptidase activity
Source: RefSeq, a predicted model, not a curated record